GAAGUUGUACAGAAGAGAGGAAAAAUAGGUCUGGAGAAAAUUAAACAAGAAAAAAUAUAAAACGUGUAGUGCUGUUUUGUAGAAAAUCACAAAUUAUCCUCCCCCCUUCCAUUCAUACCACCACCCUCUGGUAGGAAAGCGCAAACAAGUUUAGAAAACAGAAAAAUAGAGCUCAUGCCAAAUUAGCAUUUUAAAGUAACAAAAUUCUCAAACCUAUGCUGAGCCUGAUUUCCUAAGGCCUUUAUCAUGUGUAAAACCUUUUAAAAUAUAUAAAACAAAAUGGUGCGACCAAUCAUUAAAACCAAUGGCAUGACCAUUGGUCAUGGUAUUUGUUUUGCACCAAUCAUUGGUUCUGUUAUUAGGUUUGUGUGUGCUAAAUUAGGCCCACAAUGCACUCUGAAUUGGUGAGACUGGUUGAGACGCGGCUUAUAGUCAGCACUAUUUACCCCUUAUGAAGAAGGCUGGGAGUUGUAGUUCACUUACACAUGAAUCAGUUAAACUAGAGGCCACUCAGCUGCCUAAAAUCCAACUUGGUUGUACCCACAGCUGAGAGAGACUGCAGUCAGUAGAAGUGAAUUGGAGUGGGGUAUGAUAUAACAGCCAUUAUAACUACAAUACAUAGAUUUUUAAAAGUUAUGUUCUCAAAAGUUAAUAUCAAUGAGUCACAACCCGCAAUCUGGCAGAUGGCAAACUUGCCACCCCAAUAAACAGUACUUAAUUUAGGACACAUUGGCCAACAAGCUAUUUAAAUAUUAUCAUUAAUUAAGAACCCUGACAUAUGUGUUACUUACUGCACAUUUACCAGAGAACGUAGACUGAUGAUACGUUUAAAAAAAUAUUAUAGUGCACUGUUACAAUUGAUUUAGACUCUACAGUCACCGAUCGGUUUUUCACAAACGCGGUUUUUCUAUCAUAUCUCUUUCGGCCCUACGAGGUCUCCGUACAUCGUAAGCUGUUUUGCGGCUACAUGGAUAGCAGAAGCUGAGGCGUCACGACAGUAGCCUAUUCUGAGCAAUCAUACAUUACUCAUCGCUGUAAAAUUCCGAUAAUCCCGCUUCGUGAUGCUGUUGUUGUUCAUUGGAUAUUUAUUAGAGGAAUUUUUGAUGUAGCUCCGGAAGAAACCUGCAGAGUUCCGGCGUAGAGUUCAUUCUCAGGGACUGGUCGAGAGUUAAUUCUUGGGGACAGAUCUUCAAGCCGUGGUGUCAGCGAUGUCGGAAGCCAUCCUGGCUUUUCACUCCCAGCUCUCCGUCGUCAUGGAGACGGUCCUGAAGGCGGCCAUGUUUGAGAUCACCAGGCUGGUGGAGGUCAGCUUCCUGGAGGAAGUGAUGCGGGGCAGACAGGAAGUGGAGGCACUGAAGCAGAGGCUGCAGCGGUCGGAGAGGAGGCUGAUGGGGCGGGACGGGGGCAGCAGAGGCCGCUGUGGGGAGUGUGGCAGAACUACAGCCCCCAGACAGGAAAGAGCACCCCCUGGGUUUGAGGAUGGGCGCGAUGUGAAGGAAGAGACGGAUGCAGAGGGAAGCCUCAGUAGCUGUGUGUGGGAAGUGCCCAAUUCCCCACCACCAGGAGUACCACAGGAAGUAGCCACGCCCACCAGAACUCCAGAUGGGGGAGCCGCAGAAAUAAUAACUAUAGAUUUGGAUGAGGAUAGGACCGACUCGCCACACGGCACUGAGGACCUGAAAGAGGUCACCUGCCGAAGAGAUGGAGACGGUCUCCAGGGGCAACCAAGCCAACAUCAGCAAGAAACAGACGCUGUCCCGUGGGAGGAGGAGGAGGUGUGGGACCUGGGUCUCUCGGCUCAGCAGAGGGACCGAUGGGGUGCGCGGGGGGUCCCGCCCAGACUGAAGCCCCGCCCACAGCACAAGGCCCCGCCCAGCGCCGGCGCGUUUGGGCUGGAGGGGGCCGGUCCGCCUUUCGCCCCAGAGCGCGCCUCCGGUCCUGCGGAGCGGGAGUCGGAGAGCGGCUCGAGGGUGGAGCGUGGCGGUAACGAGGCCAUCCCGUCUCUGGGAGGGGGGGUGAGGGUGAAAGUGGAGGCCGUCCCGUCGCAGGGCGGGUCUCUCAAACAGGAGGAGGACGUGCCGUCGGCGUGCCGGACUCGGGCCGAGCCAGCGGCCGCCCACCUGCCGCGCAGGGAGUACGGCGAGGGGAGGGGCAGAACGCCGCCGGCCGGGCUGCCGCGCGCGGCCACGCCCGAGGGCGACCCGAGUCCCGCCGCGCCCGGCGACGCCGAGCCCCGCCCCGGCGAGGCCGCGGGGGAACAGUCUUUCUCCUGCCUGCACUGCGGUAAGAGCUUCAGCCAGCUCCGCAACCUGAAGGACCACCAGAGGUACCACACGGGCAACAAGACGCACAGCUGCGCGCACUGUGGCAAGGGCUUCGUCUACCUGUGCCACCUGAAGGUGCACCUGCAGAGCCACACGGGCGAGAGACCCUACAGCUGCGCGCAGUGCGGGAAGACCUUCACCUACCUGUGCAACCUGAAGUCCCACCAGCAGUACCACACGGGGGAGAAACCCUUCAGCUGCGCUCAGUGCGGCAAGAGCUUCCGCCACCUGAGCCACCUGAAGAAGCACCGGUUCAUGCACACUGGAGAGAGACCGUACAGGUGCGCAGACUGCGGGAAACGGUUUGCCGCAAACGGGGACCUGAAGAGACACCAGCGGAUUCACACGAUGUCGGACGUCGCAGGGAACGCCGCGCGGAACGCCUUCAACGCCCAGCUGGCCUCGGUGAUGGAGUCGCUGCUGGCGGCAGCGGUGUGUGAGAUCAGCCGGAUCUUUGAGGGCAGUCUCUCAGACUCGCGGGCGGAAGCGGAGCGGAGCAGGGAGGAAGUGGCGCUCCUGAACAGGAAGCUGGAGGCGCUGGAGGGCCGGCUGAAGGAGGCGGGGGAGGGGGCGGGCGUGACCUUUGACCCCAGCGGCUUCGCUCUGGCUCCAGACGCAGGUAUAGGUGACCCCUCCCACAGGGAUGGGCGUGGCCAGGCUAGAGGUGUGAAGGAGGACCAGGACCUGGAGGUGACAGAGCUGGAGUCAGUCAUCUUCAGCCAGGACAGAGCUGUGGUCUCCAUGGCGAUCAAAGAGGAGUUGUUGGAGCAGGAUCCUGAGCUCCUAUCAGUGGAGCUGACGGGCCCCGAGGGGAACAGCCCAGGGGCCCCAGAGACGGUGGGACUAAAGGAGGAAGGAGCUGUGCAGCGGACCGGGCCCAAACCGCUCCAGAACCCAGAGCUGCUGCUGGACCUGUUAACCGCGAGGCCCAAGCUCGUACCGGGCCAGCCCAGCUUCCCCUCGGACGGGUUCAGCAGCCGGGGACCGCCGGGGGGGUCCGGAGGUCCCGGUGAUCCACUGCGCUUUUUCGGCACAAAGCCGGGACAGGCACCAGCCGCGGUGGCAGAAGGUUCCGGUCUCUCGUCCGUUCCCGAGGCCGUCGGCGACGUGACCGUCACCGCUUCGUACCGCCGCUGCCACCCGAGGUUCGACCCCCGCAGGGGUUCUCAGGUUACCGUGCCAACGGGCUGGCCAGACAGCGAGAAGGUGGGCCUGGUGAACCAGCGGCCAGGCCUGGAUUCGCAGUACCGCGCGGAGGGCGGGGCAGCGGGGGCGGGGGCGGGCUCCAGACCCCUGCCCGUGCAGGGCCCCCCAGGGGAGAAACCGUACCCCUGCCCAAGCUGCUCCAAGGCCUUCAUCAGCCCCUCCCACCUGAACGUCCACAUGCGGGUGCACACUGGGGAGAGGCCGUACUGCUGCCCGCAGUGCGGGAAGAGCUUCGCCCACAACGGCAACCUGCGGGCGCACCAGCGCCAGGUGCACCUGGGCAAGAGGCCGUACCCGUGCGCCGAGUGCGGCAAGAGGUUCAGCAAGAGGGGUAACCUGCGCACUCACCUGCAGCAGGUGCACCUGGGCAGGAGGCCGUACCCCUGUCCCCACUGCAGGAAGGCCUACUUCUCUCUCAGGGACCUCAGGAUUCACCAGAUCGUCCACGCGCAGGUGGCGCUAGCAGAGGGGCUGAGCCGGCGGCUGACACGUUGGGCUGGGGGAGGGGCCGCUGCAGCCGCGAGCGGGAUGUCGGACGCCGCGGGGAACGCCGCGCGGAACGCCUUCAACGCCCAGCUGGCCUCGGUGAUGGAGUCGCUGCUGGCGGCGGCGGUGUGUGAGAUCAGCCGGAUCUUCGAGGGCAGUCUCUCGGACUCACGGGCGGAAGCGGAGCGGAGCAGGGAGGAAGUGGCGCUCCUGAACAGGAAGCUGGAGGCGCUGGAGGGCCGGCUGAAGGAGGCGGGGGAGGGGGCGGGCAUGACCUUUGACCCCAGCGGCUUCGCUCUGGCUCCAGACGCAGGGUUUGGGGCGGGUGCAUGUCUCUCGGGGGGGCCCCAGGUGGACCCCCAGCAGGGGGGGGACGAGGCUGGCCAGGUGAAGGACGAGCUGCAGGUGACGGAGCUGGAGUCGGUCAGCUUCUUCCAGGACGGUGCGGAGCUGGACCGGGUACACGUCAAAGAGGAGUCUGCAGGGGAGGACCCUGAACCCCGUCCUGUGGAGGGGAAGGGGAGGGAGGGGGCUGGAGCUCCAGGAGUCUCAGCUCACCUGCGGCCCGCUUCAGACGCCAGCCUGGCAGCUGUAGGGGACGGCACUGUGAGAUGGACGGUGGUUCCGGGGGCGGGUCCGGGCCCAGUCCUGGCGCAGAAGCCUGCGGAGGGGCCGGCAGCAGCGGGUUUGGGGUGUGUCCCGCACCAGCCCCUCCCCUCCAGGCCCGGCUGUGUCGCCAAGGGGUGGGGCAACACCGUGCUGAGCGGCGACGCGGCGGGAGGGUCCGGUCACGGUGUCAGGACCAGGUUGAGCCCUGCGCCUAGCCACGCCCACAGGAACGGACACGCCCACAGACCUGCCCAUGACCACGCCCACAAAUCCGCCCUCAGCUGUGCUCACAGACCAGUCCCUGGCCAAAGAACUGCCCCAGACCACACCCACCGACCGCCCCCUGCUGCCCCUGAGGGUGCCCCCACCAACGGAUGGGCUGGCAAGGCCGGGGUACCCUGCCUGGGGGGGCGCGAGGCCCCCGCCCAGCCAGUGCACCCCCCUCCUGGGGGGCAGUUAGAGGGUCUGGAUCCCGAAGUCAGGUUCGUGAGGUCUCCAUACUCAGCGACAAACAGCAUCCCAGCUGUGCAGAGGUAUCACCUGAGCCCCGGGGGGGCUCUGCGGGGGGGCCGGCCCAACACCUGCCCCGUCGCCAAGGUAAAGCUGAAGGCCCCCCUGAGCGCUGUGGGCAGGGAGAGACCGUACAGCUGCCCGUACUGCGGCAAGGCCUUCUUCUACCCGUCCCAGCAGAGGAGACACCUGCUGCGGCACACGGGCGAGAGGCUGCACCCCUGCGCCCAGUGCGAGAAGAGCUUCGUCACGCCGUCCGAGCUGAGCGUGCACGUGCGCGUGCACACGGGCGAGAAGCCCUACGCCUGCCUGCACUGCGGGAAGAGGUUCAACCGGACGGGAAACCUGCGGGCGCACGAGCGGGACGUGCACCUGGGAAAGAGACCGUUCAGCUGCGCAGAGUGCGGAAAGACCUUCGCUCAGAAAGGGAACCUGAGGACCCACCAGCAGCGUGUGCACCAGUCCCAGAGACACUUACCCAGCACUGAGCGAGAGCGGUUAACGCAGCUCGCCUCGGUAAUGGAGAUCCUGGUGAAAGCGGCGAUUAGCGAAGUGACAAAGAUUGUGGAGGGAAGCCUUGCUGGUCUGCAGGCGGAAAUCGACGAGCGGAAAAAAGAAAACGAGUCCCUAAAACUGAAGCUUCUGGUGAAGGAGACGGAAUGGAGAACAGAACGCGCGUACGGCUCGAUUGCCCACGCCGCCAGCCACCGUACGGUGGGAGUCCAGGUCCAUGACGGCGAAGUGGGGACGGGCGGGGGCACGCUUGCGGAAGAGGAGGGGUUUCUGGGCGAGGACUGGAGCUGCAGCCUGUGGAAGUCGGUGGCACCGCGACGGGGCGACGUGGCCAAACCAGAGUCCCACAGCGGCUUUCCGCUGGACCGGGCCGAGGUGGAGUGCAUCGUCAUCAAAGAAGAGUCCGCAGACCUGGAGGAGCAGGCCAUUGGCCAAGGCUGUGCCAGUCAGCGGCAGGAGGAAGGCCACGGAUUCGCCGGGAAAAGGGCGGUGGAGUCCCAAGCUGUUCUGGACGGGGGCGGGGCAGGGCGUGGCUCUCAGCCGCAGUGCUGCGAGGGGGAGUGGGACUGUGGGGGGGGGUUGCCCCGGGAGGGCCUGUACGAGCCGGAGUCCGAGCUGGAGCAGGAGGACCACACCCUGGGGGCGGGGCUUGGGGCUGGGCUGGGGGCGGGUCUGGACUUCAUCAUGGCAUCGGCGGUGGGCGGGGCUUGGCAGAGCGAGCCAGCCUGCAGCACAGAGCAGCCCCCACCAAUCGCCCCCCCCGCCAAGGACAAGGGCCCCCCGGGGGGCAAAGUGGGCUGGCCCACUCCGGCCAGCCCGUACGCUGAGGGGGGGGAGGGGGGGCCGCAGCGCUGGCCGGACCAGCAGCAGGGAGGGGGCGGGUUCCACAGCCCCUGCCUGACGUACCCCAGCGAGGCCGGCGCCCCACCGCGCUUCCCCCGGGCGGAGCCUCAGGAGCGGGACAGCGCCAGCGGCUUCCCCCCGCCAACGCCCAGCCAGAACUGCGUCGCCCCCGGCGACGGCCCCAACAGGUGCGGCCUGUGCGGCAAGACCUUCAGCACGCCGUGGACGCUGAAGACCCACCAGCGCGUCCACACCGGGGAGAGACCGUACUCCUGCGCCGUCUGCGCCCGGUCUUUCCAGAACAUGGACAACCUGAAGACUCACCAGCUGGUGCACACUGGGGAGAGACCAUUCGGUUGCCCCCUGUGCGGGAAGAGGUUCAGCCUCCUGCGUAACCUGAAGACUCACCAGCGGACUCACACCGGGGAGAAACCGUACAGCUGCUCCCAGUGCGGCCGGACCUUUGGCCACCUGCAGAGCCUGGAGACACACCAGCGCAUUCACACCGGGGAGAAACCGUACAGCUGCACCCACUGCGGAAAGAACUUCAGCAUUGCGCAGAACCUGAAGACGCACCUGCGGAUCCACACCGGGGAGAAACCGUACUGCUGCACGCAGUGUGGGAAAUGUUUCAGCCAGCUGGGCAACCUGAGAACCCACCAGCGAACUCACACUGGGGAGAGACCGUACUGCUGCACUCAGUGCGGGAAGAGCUUCAGCCUGCUGCAGAACCUGAAAACACACCAGCGAAUCCACAGCGGGAACAGAGCUUAGCCCAGGAGCCGUGCGGAUAAGAACUGAACUGAGUACGUUUUGUUUUCAGGAAGGAUGUUGAAAUGUUGUCCGUCCUGUUGCCUCCAUUAAAACAAUGUGCAUUCUCUAA
Molecule: messenger RNA, 7374 nt
Organism: Anguilla anguilla (European eel)
Lineage: Eukaryota; Metazoa; Chordata; Actinopteri; Anguilliformes; Anguillidae
Exons: 17
Coding region: 1209-7265 (2018 amino acids)
Biological process (GO): regulation of transcription by RNA polymerase II
Molecular function (GO): DNA-binding transcription factor activity; RNA polymerase II cis-regulatory region sequence-specific DNA binding
Source: RefSeq, a predicted model, not a curated record